Messenger RNA from Humulus lupulus (European hop), 450 nucleotides. RefSeq lists its product as uncharacterized. The coding region runs from base 1 to 450 and encodes 149 amino acids. The transcript has 2 exons. NCBI's taxonomy places the organism in Eukaryota, Viridiplantae, Streptophyta, Magnoliopsida, Rosales, Cannabaceae. The record is from RefSeq and is a predicted model, not a curated record.
AUGAAGAAUGUCGAAACUGCUUACGACAUCAUGGAACAACUCCAAGAAAUAUUUGGGCACAAGUCAGCGAAAGCUAGUUUUGAGGCUACCAAGAAAUAUGUGAACUAUAAGAUGGCACCUGACCAACAUGUUCGUGAUCAUUUUAUUAACAUGAAGAACUACUUCCAAGAAGCUGAACUACAUGGAGCAAAAGUAGAUGAGAAGAGUCAACUAUUUAAUGAGCUCCUGAUGUAUGAAGGAAAAAAUGGUGGACCGAGUAAAGGACCUGAGAAGAAGACUCUCACUACUAGGGGUGCUCAGGGUGAGGCUAACCUAGCCUCAUCCUCGAAGAGCAAGAAGAGAAAAGCAAGGAAGGAGAAGAAGAAGGGUAAGAAGAAAGAAACUGGAAAGGCAUUGCCAACUAAAAAGCUUGCUGGAGCAAAGCCAACUAGCAACAAGGCUAAAGGAUAG